AUGGAGCCCGACGAAGAAGAAUUGGCGCUGUUGCGUUCUGUAAUGAGCAGUUUCUUCGUGUAUCGACAGUUUCAGCACACUGUUGUUCAACAAAAACGUAAAAAUAUGUCAAUGCUUCCAGAACAUCAAUUGGAGCUGCUGUUAGAGGGAGCAUUGGAAACAAAGUUCCUAGAGCAUUUAUCUGAUGUCGACAGCUGUAUCGACAAAAAUGCAUGUUUUUGGAAACCGUUAUACGUUCCAACGCGUCUGUGUUUAUGCCGGAUUUCGAUGAAACAAAGUUGGAGCGCGUCGAUAUGGAUCAAAUGCAACUGCUUUGUAGUUCCAUAAAACAGCUUGUUCGUGACUGGAGUGCGGAAGGUCAGCGCGAACGUGAUCUAUCGUACAAACCCAUUGUCGACGAGUUGGAACGUUUGUUCCCCUUAGAAGAAUUUGACAGAAGCAAAGUCUCUGUGCUCGUUCCUGGCUGUGGCCUUGGACGACUUCCGUUUGAGAUUGCUGUGAAGGGGUUUGCUUGUCAAGGCAAUGAAUUAUCUUACUACAUGCUGCUAACCUCCCAGUUCAUGCUGAAUCAUACGGCAGAAGUGGAUCAAUUUGAAAUUCAUCCUUUCAUUCACACGUUUUCCAAUCACAAGUCUCGAGAAGAUCACGUUCGAGGAAUCACCAUUCCGGACAUCGUUCCCGAAAAGUCCUUAAACAACAAUCCCAACUUCACCAUGUCAGCUGGCGACUUUGUCGAUGUGUACGGAAGCAAAGAUUGUGCCAAUGAGUGUGAUGUUUUGGCUACGUGUUUUUUCAUUGACACGGCGAAAAACGUAAUCGAUUAUCUGGAAGCUAUUGCAAACUGUUUGAAAGAGGGAGGCUAUUGGAUCAACUUGGGCCCCUUACUGUAUCAUUUCGAAACAAGUAACGUCCCCUCCAACAGCCCGGAAGAACCUGGACCAAAAGCCGUGCCAACUCUUGAGCUUACACUCGACCAACUGUUCUGUGUGAUGAAGAAAAUGGGGUUUGAAAUUCUCCAGCACCGUGAACUCUCAACAGGCUACAUGGGUGACGAAAGAAGUAUGAUUGAGUGGAUCUAUCAUCCACACUUUUGGGUCGCUCAACUGGUCAGAAAAAGCUAG
This is a messenger RNA of Schizosaccharomyces japonicus yFS275, 1121 nucleotides long. Its product is annotated as methyltransferase N2227 family protein. NCBI's taxonomy places the organism in Eukaryota, Fungi, Ascomycota, Schizosaccharomycetes, Schizosaccharomycetales, Schizosaccharomycetaceae. Gene Ontology annotation, biological process: carnosine metabolic process. The coding region runs from base 213 to 1121 and encodes 302 amino acids. The transcript has 2 exons. Gene Ontology annotation, molecular function: S-adenosylmethionine-dependent methyltransferase activity. The record is from RefSeq and is a predicted model, not a curated record.